Molecule: messenger RNA, 3911 nt
Organism: Neofelis nebulosa (Clouded leopard)
Lineage: Eukaryota; Metazoa; Chordata; Mammalia; Carnivora; Felidae
Gene: MUC15
Product: mucin 15, cell surface associated
Exons: 4
Coding region: 908-1969 (353 amino acids)
Source: RefSeq, a predicted model, not a curated record
CAUAACAAGGACACAGCACAGUUUAAAUAUUUAAACUCUACAGAUGGAGAGAGGCUGAGAAAAAAGUGCAAAGAAAAAGAGCACAGAUUUCUUUUACUGCCCUUCAGAGCGCCUGUAUCACCUCCUUUAGAUUUUGCUGCUUACAGUGUGUCUGGUUUAAGUCAGAAUGGGGUCGAACUUAACCGACAUUUCCUAGUCUUUUCUCCAGCAAAAACCCAGGCCUGGGAUUCUGAAGAGCUGAUGGUUUCUAUUCCUGCCUACUUCUAUCCCUUUAAGAUGAAGGGACCUGAGUGAGAGGUGUAAACUGUUUCUCUUGGAAAACAAGGAGCAGAAGUGAAGUGUCCUCUGCUUCAGGCUGGGACAACAGGAAUAAACUGAUUCUGGUGAAAGCCUUACCCAAAACUGGAAUAAACUGUAAAUAGUAUUCACAACAUACAUCGUCUCUCUCUUCUCUUUCUUUUCCCUCGAGAUAAAUUAUAGGCAGUAACAGAAGCCUUGGCUCAUUUGGGGUAUUGAUACCUUAGGUUUUCAAGUUACAGUCAAAAGCUGGGUAAAGGGUAGAGAGAUCCCCUUGGUGGUUCAAUGUUACAAAGUGAGUCAGGAACAACAAAACUCACUUUGCUGACUCUUGAUACGUGGAUUCUCAUUACGGGAAGGGAGUGAAAGCUCAUUCCUCAUGUAACAUGAGAAAAUUAGAACAGCUAAGGGCUGUUUUUUCCCCUCUGACCACCACUUCAUUAGGACGAAAAAAUAACCAGAAAGCCUAGGUGUAGGGAAAGCAAGUCAAAAUGUAUAGUAAUGACACAAUGGGUGGCUAAGUAUAAUUCGUAAAGAAAUCAGACCACUGGAAUUAGAUAAUGAGAAAGGUUAUAAUGUUUGCUAUGAACCUGGCAGAGUUCACAGAAGGAUGUUUCUGAAAAGAUACAUAUUCCCCUUAAUUACACCAGUACCAAAAAAGGCUACAAUGUUGACCUCAGCCAAAAUUCUGUUGAUUUCAAAAAUGUUUAGUUUACUACUAAUUGGAAGCCUUGGGGAAGAAGGUCCAGAAAUAAACACAACACAAAGCAUUGCAGCAGGCUUAAAAGUGAUGCAAAAUGCAUCUGUUCCUUUGGAAAGUGAUGCAAACUUAAGCUCAGAUAAAGAAAAUAGAGAAACCUCCAAUCCCAAGACAAGUAAUUCCUCUCUUUGGGAUCCAUCAAAUAAAAACCAUGGAACAACAGAGGUCUUUGGCAAUUCAUUGACAAACAACUUUUCUGGGAAUCCAAGAUCCACGCCUACGCUUCCCACAAAUCCUCCCUCGAUCCAAGGCUUUGUUUCUAAAUUGCCUCAGAACUCAUCUAUAGCAGAUGAAAAUCCUCAGCCUGUCUCAGCACCUCCCGAUGCUACAUCUGCUCUAUCUUCAGAAAAGUUCACUUGGUCUUCAGCCAGUGAUACCAUGAAAACUCCUGACAACAGUUCCAUUUCAGUUAGCAUCCUUCCUGCAGCACCAAACACCACGUCUGUGUCCCCCAUGAUAACGGAACCAGAUGAAUGGCUCACCACAACCAGUGAUAGCUUCGCAGGGUUUACUCCUUAUCGAGAAACAACCACUCUACAGCCCACCUUAAAGUUUACCAAUAAUUCGAAACUCUUCUCAAACACAUCAGACCCCCAAGAAGAGAAUAAAAAUACAGGAGUAGUAUUUGGGGCCAUUUUAGGUGCUAUUCUGGGUGCUUCAUUACUUAGUCUCGUUGGCUACUUGCUGUGCGGAAAAAGGAAAACAGAUUCAUUUUCCCAUCGCCGACUUUAUGAUGACAGAAACGAACCAGUUCUGCGAUUAGACAAUGCACCGGAACCUUAUGAUGCGAGUUUUGGGAACUCUAGUUAUUAUAACUCAACUAUGAAUGAUUCAUCUAUGCCAGCAGGCCGAGAAAAUGCACGUGACGGCAUUCCUAUGGAUGACAUACCUCAACUUCGUACCUCGGUAUAAAACAGAGGAAAGGCUUCUGACGGCAAAUGAUCACCUACAUCCUAGCCUUUUCACAAACCCAUCCUCCAAAAGCUGAAGCAAGAUCACUGUCAUGUGGCCUGUGCCAAGGAGAACCAUAAAAGCAAGAGACUAGUAGCAGAAACAUAGACGAUAAUCUGAAAGGUUUCCUUUCUUACCAUUUUUGGCUGUGCUGAAUCAUCUACUGAGUAACCUUAAUUUGGAUUUUGGUCUAUUUUAUUGUUAGUAGGAAACGUUUGUGGGAAUCAGGUGAAACUAAAGAGUUUCACCAUGACUGCCCUGCCUGAUAAUUUAAUUAACCCUAUACUCCUAAUGCCAUACAUCAAGAUUGUCACUCUCUUCAAGGAACAAUGGAAGAGUAAUUUAUUUUUAAUUUUGACUUAAAACAAGAAAGAGUAUACAGAGUUUCUGUGCCUGGGAAAUUAAAGUAAUAGGAGUGAGAGAUUGUUCUCUAGUACAUUUAGCUUUCCUAUAUCAGCACAUCCAUGGUAAGCCCCUUGAGUUGCCAAGUUGACAAUGACAUUGCCUUCAACAGGGCCAUGGUUGGAAAACUGACCCUAACCAGGAAAAGAAUCACUUCUCUUCAAAGAGUGGGAAAUUCUAAACUGUUUUAUUUUAGGCCUCAAUUAAUUGGGUGCUUUAAAGACUCAAUGAGAAUCAUGGGGGGAAAAGUCAGCCAAAGCAUAUAUUUGUACAUAAUUUUUACAGUUUUAAGAUGUUAAAUAAGAGCAAGAUUUAUUAUGUACUAGGUAUCAUUGCUUGAUCAUAUAUGGAAUAGAUUCUGUAUCUCUAAGUGUAUAAAGUAUAAGGUUAAAAAAUUGAUGAAUGGAAAUAUUACACAAACAAAAAUUUUUGAGCAUCACUUUUACAAGCAGAAAUACAAUAAGUGUCAUUUGGAUUCAUAUGACAUCUUUCAGUCAUAUGUUAAAGUUUGUUCUUAAUUACCACCUACCUUCGGCAGGAAAAAUACACUUCUUAGUAUAGGAAGGUUGAGGUUUUAGGGACUAGAGGAUUAGAUCAAUAGUUAAAUUCCCAAAGAAGCACUGAAUGUGUGAAGAGGGCAAACAAAGCAAGAGGUCUCACUGUUAAAUGGACAUGUAUGUGCCUGCACAUGUGUGUGUGAAGAAACACAGCAGUAGCCUCAGAAGUUAAGUAACAGGAAUUAAGUAACAGAAGAACUUACUUACCCCAUAUUGCCAUAAAAAUAGCAAAGAAGACCGUUCCUCCAUUAUCAAACAAAUAUGUCACCUUAAUGGAAAACAAAGCAAAAAUAUUAGUCACAUAUUGAUUAUAAUAAUCUAGUGAUUGCCAUCUACAUUUAGAUUCUAUGAUUUUUUUUUUCCAAAAGGAAUCACAUUAUUUUAUGAUUUGUAAAUAUGAGAUAUGAGAUCCUUUCAUGGGUCCUGAAACUGUUUCAUAUGAUUUUCUCUUUGGGGAGAUGUAAGGGAUCAGCAUUCCCCUCCCCCCUUUUCUUCUUUCUUUCCUUUUCUUCCCUUUGGACUUCACCUUCAAUUUCUGCUUAGAAGUGGCUCUAGUACCCUGAGGAAGUAUUUGUGGGGCAUAGAUGGUCAAGGUAAAGUUAGCUUUUCAGUUGAGGCAUACCUAGCUGCACUUCCUGUCAGCAAAACGUCCAGGACUGAGGAAGUUGCAAAAUGAAGAAUUCCACCUAUGAGCCAGAACUUUCAGUGGAAAGUAUCACAGUGCUAUCCCUACUUUCUGACAUCUUUCAGAAUGUGCCAUGGGUCCAAUAGUGGCUAUGAGUUGUUUUUUUUUAAAGAAGUUUCAUACAUCACUUAAGAUUUAGGAUAUAGUCCGAGUUUUUUGAAUCAGACAUUAUCUGAAUUUUUAUAAAGAACAAAAAAUUGUAUUACUGAAUACAAUAUUCAUGGUUGCAAAGAUUGAUUUUAAUAAAUUGCAAAUUCAA